Molecule: messenger RNA, 675 nt
Organism: Pipra filicauda (Wire-tailed manakin)
Lineage: Eukaryota; Metazoa; Chordata; Aves; Passeriformes; Pipridae
Product: AP-3 complex subunit beta-1-like
Exons: 5
Coding region: 133-675 (180 amino acids)
Biological process (GO): intracellular protein transport; vesicle-mediated transport; anterograde synaptic vesicle transport
Cellular component (GO): membrane coat
Source: RefSeq, a predicted model, not a curated record
GCUUCCGGGGGGAGCGCCGGAGCUGUCAGCGGUGUGGCUGACUGCGGGGCGCGUUCGUGAGUGAGAGCUGCGCCCGCAACUUUGGCGGGGCGAGGGGCGAUAGCGGCGACACCAUCACCAUCCACCAUCACCAUGUCCGGCAACGGGCUCGCUUACAGCGAGCAGGGGGGAGAGGCGGCGCCCGAGCUGGCGCAGGAAGCGGCGCCCACCGUGACCCCUUCGGCUCCCGCGGCCUUCGGGCUCUUUAGCAGCGACACCAAGAAAAAUGAAGACCUAAAACAAAUGUUGGAAAGCAGUAAAGAUUCUGCAAAGCUGGAUGCUAUGAAGAGGAUUGUUGGGAUGAUUGCAAAGGGAAAAAAUGCUUCUGAGCUGUUUCCUGCUGUUGUGAAGAAUGUUGCCAGUAAAAAUAUUGAGAUAAAAAAGCUUGUAUAUGUUUAUCUGAUGCGCUACGCAGAGGAGCAGCAAGAUUUAGCAUUAUUGUCCAUCAGUACUUUUCAACGUGCUUUAAAAGAUCCUAAUCAAUUAAUCCGUGCAAGUGCUUUAAGAGUUUUAUCCAGUAUCCGGGUCCCAAUUAUUGUUCCUAUUAUGAUGCUUGCUAUUAAGGAAGCCUCUUCUGAUUUAUCUCCUUAUGUGAGAAAGAAUGCAGCCCAUGCAAUCCAAAAACUGUAUAGGUAA